AUGGCGCCUGUUCCCUCCCCCUUCCUCGACCCUGGAGCGUAUGCGACAGCGGACAAUCUGGGUAUCCUGCAAUUGCGCCGUGAUCACCUCAUCCCAGCCCUCCUCAAGCCCAACGCCGACUCUGACUACGCCGAGGGAAAAGUAGAGAACACGCGCUUUGGUUCUUUCCCCCACAGCACGCUUGUCGGCCAACCCUGGGGCACCCAGAUUCUCGCAUCCGUCGUCGACACUGGAUCGCGUGGCAAGUCCAAGAAGAGGAAGAGGGACGGCAAAGAUGAGAGCGAGGGUACGGUGUCUGCCGAGCCAGAAGUGGCCAAGAAGGAUAUUGUUAAGGCGGCAACGGCGAGCAGUGGGUUUGCGCAUCUGAUACCGCCUACGCCAGAGAUGUGGACUUUGUCUCUUCCACAUCGUACCCAGGUUGUAUACACGCCCGACUACAGCUACAUUUUGCAGAGGUUGCGCGCAAGGCCAGGCGACCACAUUAUCGAAGCGGGCGCAGGAAGUGGAAGCUUUACACACGCUGCCAUACGCGCAGUCUACAAUGGCUACCCGGGCACCCGCGACGCCCUCGACGAGCCCAACGGCGAGGAAGAAAACGCAGUAGGCAUGUCCAAGAAGCGAAAGCGCAAGACACGAACCGGCGGCGUCUACAGUUUCGAGUAUCACGAACCACGCGCAAACCAACUUCGAGCCGAAAUCAAAGAUCACGGCCUCGAACCCCUCGUCACAGUAACCCACCGUGAUGUCUACAACGACGGCUUCGGUCUGGAGAACUCGCCAGGUCCAGAUGCCGACUGCAUCUUCCUCGAUCUCCCUGCUCCGUGGCACGCACUCAAACACCUCACGCGCUCCCCUCCCUCCACCGCCGCCCUGAACUCGGUAGCAACCGACAUAUCCACACCCACCUCCGGAGACAACGAUCCUACCACACCUACGGCGCAACCCGCAGAAACAAAUCGCAAACCCUUCGCCACCCCACUCAAUCCCCGCAAUGCAGUCCGCAUCUGCACCUUCAGCCCCUGCAUCGAGCAAGUCACCAAGACCGUCUCGGCCCUGCGCACCCUCGGCUGGCAGGAAAUCGAUAUGGUGGAGAUCAACGCAAAGCGCCUCGACGUGCGUCGCGAGCGCGUGGGACUGCAGGAAGAAGGUGUGAGAGGUGGAAACGCGCAUCCCGCAAACGUACAAGAAGCGGUGCAGCGCCUCCGCGACGUAGAAGGCCGCGCCGCCGUCUUCCACAGCAUGCAGCGCGAGAAGCAGGAGGAGGUGAUGCGCAAGGCUGAGGCGAGGAAGAGGGGCGAAAAUGUCGACUGUGAUGUGGACGGCGGUGCUCGCAAGGGUAAGAAGAAGUUGGAGGGCGUGCCGCCGAGCAAACACGACCGGCUGGCACAGACCAAGAAGGACUUCGAGACGAGACCUUUGUACAAGGAGGGCAGGCUGGUUCAUCGAACAGAGCCAGAGCUCAAGACGCACACUUCCUAUCUGGUCUUUGCUAUCUUGCCCAGAGAGUGGUCCAAGGCAGAUGAAGAAAAAGCUAGAAGGAAGUGGGGAUGA
Bipolaris zeicola 26-R-13 is the source of this 1551-nucleotide messenger RNA. RefSeq lists its product as uncharacterized. The transcript has a single exon. Gene Ontology annotation, biological process: tRNA methylation. Gene Ontology annotation, cellular component: nucleus; tRNA (m1A) methyltransferase complex. The record is from RefSeq and is a predicted model, not a curated record. NCBI's taxonomy places the organism in Eukaryota, Fungi, Ascomycota, Dothideomycetes, Pleosporales, Pleosporaceae. Bases 1 to 1551 code for a protein of 516 amino acids.